Ricinus communis (castor bean) is the source of this 2657-nucleotide messenger RNA. RefSeq names its product protein GRAVITROPIC IN THE LIGHT 1. The coding region runs from base 1080 to 2405 and encodes 441 amino acids. Gene Ontology annotation, biological process: negative gravitropism; response to red or far red light. The transcript is spliced from 2 exons. NCBI's taxonomy places the organism in Eukaryota, Viridiplantae, Streptophyta, Magnoliopsida, Malpighiales, Euphorbiaceae. The record is from RefSeq and is a predicted model, not a curated record.
AUGAGCCACCACUGUAUUUAAUAAGAGAAGCCAAAUUAUGUCGACAAUCACUAAUCCAGAUUACGAGCACCCCAAAAAAUGUUGACAAAAUUUUCCAUUUGGCCGUUUGAACAGAACGUCGUCGUUUCCCCAUGGCCCUUCAUUCACAUACACUGGGUCAUAAUCCUUCACAGAAUCUGGACGGCCAUGAUUGAACCUGCCAAAAGAGGAACUCGUAUUUCCUUGGGAUUCAUGAAGCCUCUGACAGGGAACUGAAGAAAUAGAAUUCAAAAACAAACACUACAAGCUGCUGCAAGUGCAACCCUCUGCUACUGCAAUGCUACAGAAUCUGUCUGUUCCAUUUCCCCAAAAAAUAUUUAAAAAAUAUAUAUAGUUUGAACUUGAACCUCAAAACCUUUUAUUUUCACACACAAAAACCAAAACCAGUUGUUCAAUAAAGCCAUUGAAUAAUGUAAACUCUCUCUCUCUCUCUCUCUCUUGUACUAAACGCCAUUUUAAGGACCCUUAGUGAUGAUUUGAGCCAAAACCCAAUGCAACUUUGAAUUACCAGCUGCUUCUAGAUCAGAGAUACAGUUGGGCGGCUUCAGGUUUUCUUGUUGUUUCUUCUUUUUAAGUUUCUUUCUUUAGAGUGUUUUUGUUGCUUGUUUUAACCUUGAAUCUUGAUGUUGAGAGGAUGAAGCUCAAGUUGUAAGCUUGGGUUGUUGGUUUUAUAAAGUUGUUUAUGAACCCAUUGAUUGUUCGGGAUUUUUUUAUUUAUUAGCUUAAAAAGAUAACUCCUUUAGGUAGUUUGAAUCUCUUCACCCUCUUUUUAUCACAAAUCCUGAAUGCUAAUAUAUUGUUUAAUCAACUUCUUUUUCGUACUUAACCUUAAUAACCUUUGUUUAUUUUUUUAGUCCUUUUGCCCACUACCAGGGUUUAAGGCAUUUGACCCGGAAUCAUGUUUCUAGUUUUAACUUAGUGCUUCUGUGCAUUUUAAAAAUGUUUUUUUUUCUCAGUAUACUGUUUGUGAAAGUUAAAAACAUUACUGUGAAUUUCAUCAUUAGAUCUGUCUCUGUUUAGGGUCUUAGUCCUUUCAAGUGAUGGAGCAUGCCACCAGUAUUAAACCCUCUAAACCCUCUCCAAACAUAUCUGAGAUGGUGUCUAAAUUUGCAAAAAUUUGCAAAUUGAGAUCCAUUGGUGUCUUUUCCAAUGAAAACCCAAAUCAGCAACACCAUCAAUACCAGCACUGCCUCAAUAACAACAAUGUGCCAUCAGUGAGUGAAGAUAGCAGUGAUGCCACUGAGGAGACAGAAUGUGAUGGUGAGAAAAUCCAUCCGCAGCCUGCUGUAGUUCCAUCCAAGAGGCACGUAUGUGGUGGAGGAGAUUAUGUUCUUCAGUUAUUUGAUGCAGUUUCUGCUUUGAAAUUAGCUUACAUUCAGCUUCAGGAAGCCCAUGUUCCAUAUAAUCCGGAUAAGAUUGUAGCUGCUGAUGAAAAUAUUGUGGUUCAGCUCGAAGCACUUUGUAAGAUCAAACGGACUUAUAAGGAGAAACGAUUCAUAGAUUCGAAGCUUGGUUCCUGUCAUUCUGAUCUACGAACAAAAAUUGAAGUUAAUGAGAGGCUGUUAGAGAAACUAAAGUCCCAAAAUAGAGCUAAAGAUGCCGAGAUUGCUCGAUUGAGACAGCAACUCCAUGAUUUGGAUUCAGGGACUGCAAUAUUAGUAGAGAAGAUGAGGCAGAAAAGUUUGGAGAUAAAAAAUAGGAGGAUACUCAAUAUUGCCAUGUUUGAGGAUACCUUUAAGAUGGCUUCAAAGUCUAUUCAUGAUUUUGCAAAGCCGAUGAUAAGCUUGAUGAAAGCUUCAGGUUGGGAUUUAAACCUGGCAGCAAAUUCUAUUGAAAGUGGGGUUGUCUAUUUUAGGAGGUCAGAUAAGAAGUAUGCAUUUGAAGCCUACAUUGCCCGCAGAAUGUUUCAUGGGAUAGCACUUAAAUCCUAUAAUGUGAAUGGCGUUAUGCGGUAUGAUGAUCCCAUCAAUUCUCUGAUAGAAGAUUCCAGUUCAGGAUUUUCAUCUUUCUGCAGAAAAAAGUACCUAUUUGUUGUUCAUCCAAUGAUGGAGAUGUCCUUCUUUGGUAAUUUAGACCAGAGGUUGUUUGUAUUGAGCGGCAAGCAUCCGAGAACACCUUUCUAUCAAAUAUUUGCAAGAAUGGCGAAGUGGGUCUGGGUGCUACAAGGGAUUGCAACGUCAGUUGAUCCCAACGCUGAAAUGUAUGCCGUGAAUAGAGGAAGCAUAUUCUCAGACAUUUAUAUGGAACCUAUCCAAGCGGAUAUUCCUAAUAGAGGACAAUCUGAUUCAAAGGUUGAGUUUAUGGUCAUGCCUGGGUUCAGAUUUGGAGACAUAUUGAUGAGGUGUCAGGUUUAUCUUUCCUGCUAAGUGAGGGUGCUCUAAUAAUUGGCAACCUUGAAAAGGUAAUCAUCAAUUGUUUCGAUUGCCCCAGUACGCAGCUUAACUUAGUUGAAAGCAAAUGUUUUAUCAGUAGAUCAUAGCUAGCAUAUUUUACAGUGACCCAGAAGCUCAGUGCUUGUACUUCUUACCUGUCAUUUCUACAUCUAAUUUUUGCUGUAAGCUGCAAGAUUUUUGUUGUAUGCUUUAUGAACUGUAAAUAGAUAUCUACUUGAUUGUGUC